AUGACGGAGCGCUCCCUUAUGAUCCGUUGUGCGAUGGCAGGGCGCUACUUCGCAGCGGGUAUGGACUUUCCCAGCGCGCGCGUUUUUGACGUCUCCACUGGCACACUUGCUGCUGUAGUGGAAGUGCCGCCGCGAAGCCGCGCCUCACUUGCUGUUGUCUCACUGACAGCAUUAACGUUGGGAACCAUCACGCACGAUGGUGAUGCAGUUGGAGGGGGAGAAGCGGGUUGCGCCUGCUUUGCAGCGGUGGGGCUGAGCAAUGGGACGGUACUUCUACACAACGUCGGCAAGGACGAGCUCGUGCAGCACCUCGCGGUGUCGGAUACGCAGCAACCCAUCACCGCCAUGGCAUUCUGCGGCCGUUAUUUGUUCUGCCUUACCGCCAACCGCUCGCUGCAGGUGGUGGACUGCGUGCGCGGCGAGCGCGUCGCGGCAAACCUGCGUGUGCAGCAGGAUGCGGGGGCUAUUGCCGUUGUGGAGGACAUAACUUCUUCUGAGGUCACUCCUUCUGCUGCGGCAAGGAAGAAGGCCGCCGUGGCGGGGUGUUCGUCGUACCGCAUCUUUGUUGCGGGCCCGACCAACGCUGUGUACACCCUUCGCCUCACCACCACCACCAGCAGCAGCAGCAGCGAGGCGCACAACUCCGCGGCGGUGGCAUUGGAGCGGCUGGUGUCCUUCGCGUCGCAGGCCUCCCGCGCAGACUUUGCUUGGAUGGGCGGCACACCGCAGAGCCCUGUUGUUGUCACCGCCAGUGCGCAAGAAGGAGUCGUGCGGGUGUGGGACGCGCGGGCCACCGUUGAUGGCCGUACUGUAGCAUCGCGUUGCCGUCGCAGCCUGUUGUGCGGGCAGCGUAUUGUGAACAUUUCAGUGCAGGAGGCCACUAGCAGUAGCAACAAGGGCGAGGCAUUCGUGGUAGCCACCACUUUCACUGGCUCUGUGCUUGUGUGGGAGCUGGGCAAUGCCCUGCUCACUACUGUGGCGGAGCCGCUGCCGACGCCGCCGACAUUCCGUCUCAUGUCGCAGGAGAACUCCGCGCGGCUGCUGUUCGGAGGCCUCCUGGAGGGCGAUAAGACGCCGUCACUGCUGCUGCUGCGCGGCCGCUUCGCUGUUCCACGCUUUGAGGUGAUUGACGUGUGCGAUGCCGCGGCGAAGGCAACAGGGCCAACAAGAACAACAACAACAGUGACAACGGAGGAGGACGUGCCGGUGUACGCAAUGCCGACGGGGGCGAAGAGUGGGGUAAGUGCAAUGAUGGAGAAUGCGGUGUCUGUGGACAUGGAGGUGAUCGACAACGCCUGGGCGACACACAGCCAGCAGCAGCAGCGGCAGCUCCUUGCCGCACGUGCGAUGCACACACCGUCGGAGGGUUUUGUUCCACCUGUCGCGUUCCACGCAAAGAGUGUGAAGGAGCUUCCACAGAAGACUCUGACACUGGAGCAGCGGCUAAAGCAGCUGUCGAUUGCCUCAGCUGCCAAAGCACCCCACCAACAACAAAAACAACAGCAGCAUCAGUCGCAUGCCUUGGGGCUUGCCACUGUGCCGCUGUAUCAAGCACUCCAUGCGAACGACGCCUCGGCGGUGAUGGAGCUCCUCACUGUUGCCUCGCGCUCCGCCGACGACAUUCGGGCGACAGUCAUGGGCCUUCAGCUUCCGUACUGCCUGCAGCUGCUGCAGCUUCUCGCGCAGCGCGUGCGGGGGGCAAAUUCCCGCUCGCCUCUCUUUGACUGGAUCGAUGCCAUUCUGCACUACAGGGGUGUCGAGAUGUAUCAGGCGCAGCAGCAAUUCAAACAACAGCAACAGGAUGCUGCAACUGUCAAUAACAACAGUGGCGCCAAUGCCGGGUCGGAUGCAGCGAAGGCGAUGCCGUCCCCGCCAAAGGAUUUUGUUGCACCGCUGCUGCAUCAGUACAGCAGCAUCACAGCCCUGUACGACCCUCUCGCAGCGAUGUACGGCCGUCUCUCCAUCUUCAAGUCGGUUCGUCCGUCGGAGCGCAGCGUCUUCGUGAACACCGACACUGGCGUCAUCUUCCCCACGAUGUUCACAGAGAUACGAUGUGCGGGUGGCGAGUACCGCACAGUGCGCGUUCGGAGCAAACGUGACCCGCGUCUGCAGAAGAACAGGAAGGGCAACGCGCUGGCGCUCCUCCGCAAGGCACGGCGCAUUGCCGCUGCUGACGAAGAGGACGCAAAGGAUGUGGACGAUGAGGACGAAGACCUGGAGGAGCUUGAUUUUGAUGCACUUGACCGCAUGAAACUCGACGACGACAUGAGCGGCGAUGACGAUGAUGAGGAAGAGGACGAAGAGGACGAGGGGAGUGACGCAGAUGGGCGCCACGCGAAACGCGCACGUGGUGAGAAGCAAACCGCGGUGAUGCUCGCGGAGUCCGACCGCGGCUCAUCGUACGGCGUCGCCUCCUCAUCGCACAGCAGCGACGCGGACUUCGACCCGGGGAGCGACGACGACGUUCACUCCGCCGCGGCAGACGAGGAGGAAGAGGACGAGGAGGAUGACGAUGAUGACGAUGACACCACCAGCAGCAACAGUAUUGUGGGUGACGUGCAGGACGGCGAGGGUGAUGAGGAGGGUGACGACGACGACGAAGGAAUGGGAGAAGACAUGGCGGAGCUGCUGGCGGCGCAGGGGGAGGAGCAGCAGCUCGAGGGACGGCGGCAUAAGCGAGUAAAAACCGACCACUAA
Trypanosoma grayi is the source of this 2697-nucleotide messenger RNA. RefSeq lists its product as hypothetical. Gene Ontology annotation, biological process: maturation of SSU-rRNA from tricistronic rRNA transcript (SSU-rRNA, 5.8S rRNA, LSU-rRNA). Gene Ontology annotation, molecular function: protein binding. The record is from RefSeq and is a predicted model, not a curated record. Gene Ontology annotation, cellular component: nucleolus. The transcript has a single exon. Bases 1 to 2697 code for a protein of 898 amino acids. NCBI's taxonomy places the organism in Eukaryota, Euglenozoa, Kinetoplastea, Trypanosomatida, Trypanosomatidae.